CACAUUAUUAGUUUAAGUAUUGUCAAUUAACAUUAGUGAAAAAUAUUCGCUUCUAAUAUCAGCUUGUUACAUACCAUCAAUUCACAUGAAUUGAAGUACUCUGUAGCUUUGUGAAACUUAUUUAUGGCCACAAAUUGGACACAUUCUACUAGGAUGAAAAGUACAUUUGUAUUUUUGCAUAGGACAAAACUAGUUUUAAGACUCCAGGUUUCCAUAAAUCUUAAAAAUAGUAAUUUUUCAAAAUGUGUCUAAAACACACACGAAAUGCAUUCAUCAUUGCUUACUGUAUGUACUAAGGUCUAGUAUUUUAAAAGUAAAAUAAAUAUAUAUACAUAUGUUAUACAAAAUGUAAUCACCAACUGCUGUUUUUCCAAGAAUCAGUGAGCACUUUUAUCCUAAGUUCAAGGCAGCUUUAUAAAAUAAUCACGUAUCACAUUCAGCAUAAACUGAUGGUAGAAAGAAAUUAGAAAAACGACUGAUUUUUACAAUUGUGCUGAAAUUACUAUUGAACUACUUUGUACUGUUGGAUAUCAUCACCACUAUCUUGUAUGCUUAAAUAAGAAAGUGGAAGUGCAUCAAGUGAUGUUUUCAUGUGAUAACACUAUUGUAUAGCGAUUUAGUUUAAGGUUAUUGAACUGCAUUUUGAUUGGUUGAAAUAUAGCGGUUAAAAAUCUUUCAUAUGUAUGUGUUAUACUAUACUAAUAAACUGGGUUCAGUAUUCAGAGUUAUCUUACCCGGCAGGAUAUAUACUACAUUUGCACAUAAACACUGUGACACCAAUGUUGUGGAAUAAAUUUGUUCGCCUUCAAUACAACCGAUUCUGUUAUAAUCUUCUUCACAGUUUUUAUCGUCAGCCUGAUUUAUUUAGGAUUAAACCGGCAAUAACAUCGUACAACGUAAGAGUACGCUGCGUGUGUAGUGGAUCGAAUAGCAUUCAAAAUGGCAUAGAUACACAACCUGAAGGUCCUGAUGCAGAUUUUAUUCACAGACAUAUAGGAUCUUCUAAGGAGGAUAUUGAUCACAUGCUCCAAGUUUGCGGCUUUAAUAAAAUGGAGGACUUUAUAAGCAAAGUGAUACCAGAGAGCAUUUUGAUGAAAAACGAAUUGAAAUUGGAAAAGGAAAUUAGUGAAGCAGAGUUAAUCAAAAAACUGCGUUUGAUGAUGAAUAAGAAUCAUGUUUGGCGGUCGUAUAUUGGACAAGGAUACUAUGGUACUAUUACACCUACUGUCAUACAACGUAAUAUAUUUGAAAAUCCUGGCUGGUAUACGGCAUAUACACCCUACCAACCAGAAAUAAGCCAGGGUCGAUUAGAAGCACUGUUCAACUACCAGACAAUGGUGUCUGAUUUAACUGGGUUACCAAGAGCUAAUGCAUCACUGCUAGAUGAAGGCACAGCAGCUGCAGAAGCCAUGUGUCUAGCAGUCAGGCAUACAAAGAAGAGAAAGUUUCUGGUUGACACGAAAUGUCAUUUACAAACCAUAGAUGUCGUUACUUCUCGAGCAAAAGAUAUUGAAGUUGAAAUUGACAUGAUAUCUUUGGACAAUAUUGAUCAAGUGAAAGAAAGAAUUAACACUGGACAGUAUGCCGGCUACUUACUACAAUACCCAGAUACAGAAGGGGACAUCUGGGAUAAGAAAAUACGGCUAACUGCUGAAUGGACAAAACUAAAUAAGACUCUACUUAUCAUGGCUACAGAUCUGAUGGCGCUAACACUUAUUGAGUCGCCAGGUAGUUUAGGUGCUGAUAUAGCGAUUGGAAAUUCACAGCGAUUUGGAGUACCUAUGGGUUUUGGAGGACCGCAUGCAGCAUUUAUUUCAGCAACUGAAGCACUCACUAGACUACUGCCGGGAAGAAUAGUUGGACUUUCCAAGGAUAUGGAGGAUCAGCCUGCGUAUAGACUUGCCUUACAGACAAGAGAACAGCACAUUCGUCGAGAUAAAGCCACAAGUAAUAUCUGUACAGCUCAAGCACUGCUUGCAAACAUGGCCGGUUUCUAUGCUGUUUAUCACGGUCCUAAAGGAUUAAAACAAAUCGCUUCGCGUAUCCAUAGAAACACUUUGCGUCUAGCAUCAGCAUUAGAAAAUGCUGGAUAUAAGAUUGCCAAUCAAACUGCAGUAUUUGAUACAAUCAAGGUGUAUCCAGCGUCUAAAACUAAUAGCCUUCAAUCCAUACGAAAACGAGCAACGGAGAAAAGGAUAAAUCUUUUUUAUUACCUAGAUGGAGAAGCGGUUGGAAUAUCACUUGACGAAACUGUAACACGUGAUGACUUCAAUGAUCUACUAUACAUUUUCAAAGCAACUAAAGUGAAACCGAAAGCUCAUUCAACCAACGCCAUCACUACAUACCCUCAUCUUAUUCGCAAAACUGAUUACCUGACACAUUCUGUGUUUAAUUCAUUCCACUCUGAAACUGAAUUAUUACGAUAUAUGAAACGGCUUGAAAAUAAGGAUUUCUCUUUGGCCCAUUCUUGCAUACCUUUAGGUUCCUGCACUAUGAAAUUAAAUGGUACUACAGAAUUACUUGCUUGUUCAUGGGAUACAGUGAAUAAAUUACAUCCUUUGGUACCAAAAAAUCAGAUAACUGGUUACCUAGAAUUGAUUGGACAACUGGAAAAUGAUAUAAAAGAGAUUACUGGUUAUGAUUAUGUUUCACUUGCACCGAAUAGUGGGGCACAAGGUGAAUAUGCUGGACUAAAAGCGAUCAGAGGAUAUUUGGACAGGAAAGGCAAACAGAAACGUAAUAUCUGUCUUAUUCCUACUUCGGCUCAUGGAACAAAUCCUGCAAGUGCACACAUGGCUGGAAUGAUUGUUAAACCUGUAAAGACGCUGUCAAAUGGUUGUUUGGACAUGAAUCAUUUAAAGGAACAAAUCUCGUUGUAUAGAGAUAAUUUAGCAGCUAUUAUGAUUACCUAUCCAAGUACAUUUGGUGUAUUUGAUAAUGAUGUUCAAAUGGUGUGUGAUUUGGUUCACGAAGCCGGUGGACAAGUUUUCAUGGAUGGUGCCAAUUUAAACGCACAGGUUGGUUUGUGUCGCCCAGCUGACAUUGGUUCAGACGUCUCACAUUUAAACCUGCAUAAAACAUUCAGCAUUCCACAUGGGGGCGGUGGACCUGGUUGUGGACCUGUUUGUGUCAAAUCACAUUUGGCAGCAUUCCUACCCAAACAUUAUUUUUAUGGUCACACAUAUGUGAAUGACGCUGGUCAUAAAAUUAAUAUUGGCGAUAAGUCAUCUUCCCAUUAUGCAGUUUGUUCUGCUCCGUUCGGCUCUGCGAGCUUACUGCCAAUAUCAUGGUCAUAUAUCCGAUUACUGGGUCCUAAAGGAGUGAAACGAGCAUCCCAAAUAGCUUUGCUAAAUGCUAACUACAUGCUAAAACGUCUUCAAGAUUACUAUAACAUACGUUAUGUAAACGAUGCUGGAAUGUGUGCGCAUGAAUUUAUAAUCGAUUGUUCACAAUUCUCUGACCAACAUAUCGAGGUAAUAGAUAUUGCAAAGCGAUUAAUGGACUACGGUUUUCAUAGCCCUACUAUGUCAUGGCCCGUGACAUCAAGUUUAAUGAUUGAGCCAACGGAAAGUGAAUCACGCUUAGAAUGUGAUCGUCUGUGUGAUUCCCUUAUAUUAAUAAGAAAAGAGAUCGAUAAAGUGGUCAAAGGAGAAUGGGAUGUAGAAUGUAAUCCGUUAAAAAUGGCUCCACAUACAAUGGAAGUAGUCAUCAAUUCAAAAUGGGAUAGACCAUACACGCGCCAAGAGGCAGCAUUCCCAGCUCCAUGGCAAAAUAUGAAGAAUGGAUCGAUAAAUAAGCUGUCGAAAUUAUGGCCAAGUGUAAGUCGCCUAGAUGAUGCAUAUGGUGAUCAAAACUUGGUUUGCACAUGUCCUCCAUCUUCAACACUUCUUGACAACUGAAUGAGUUCAGACGUCAUUAUAAGUUCAAAAGAAAUUGAUCAGAUUUUUUGUUUUCAUCCAUUCAAAACACUAGCUACAUUCCUAUUGAAGCGUAUCUAUUCUUCUGUUGACCAGUUAUUUGAACUCAUACUUAAAAAUUUGGUGAAUGGCAAUACGAGUUUCUCCUUAUAUAUUCACAAAUUAAAGACACAUUCCGUUUAUUCAGACAUCACGUCAGUAGCGAACUUCAGAUAUAAGUUAGGUUUGGGACUUUAUUUGAUGCCUGAUAAAAUGUAGAAUAUUUUAAAAGUCUUUAGUAGAUGAAUUUUGGAAGUCUUGUCGCGUGUAUGUUACGCACAAUAUAAGGGUCCUAAACUACUUUGCAGUGGUAUUUAGUACUUAAAAUAGAGUUAAAGUGGUUAAGUGUAUUGAUAAGUUUGUAUUACCUCAGAGCUGUAUGGAACAUAAACACUUACCUACUGAUAAAAAUAGAGACGAUAUUCAAGGAAUGGCUUAACAUCACCAGUUUACAAAAUCCAUGUAGCUCGUAAAAUACAAUAAUAUCUACUAAUUGAUAAGUAGGCUGCUAAUACACAUUAUGAGUGAAUAGCAGUCGUUAAAGACUGUACACAAGGAGUUAUAAAAACCUGACCAAGAAAAUCUUCGUUAAGUCUGUGUACGACUAAGUCAGGUGUUAAUAUUAUAUUAAAGGACGAAGCUGGUGAACUCUAACAACUGUGUCUGAAAUCAUGUACACCAGUCGAUCACACUCGGUGUGAAGAAAUUAAUACAGCAUUAGUAGAUUUAUGGAAAAAAUUAGUCGUAUUUCAAGCCAAGAUGUUUGCGAAUUGGUUAGAAAUCUAGACUUAUCCCCUUAAAAGUGUUCACACUGUAGAAAAUAUAGUCAUUUGAGUUGAGCAAUAUCAUAUUGCUCUGCAAUAUUUUUAUACUGACCACUACUCAUCUAGAAGUAUUGAUUUACGCUGUGUUAAC
Molecule: messenger RNA, 4871 nt
Organism: Trichobilharzia szidati
Lineage: Eukaryota; Metazoa; Platyhelminthes; Trematoda; Strigeidida; Schistosomatidae
Source: the annotation of a GenBank genome assembly